AAAGGGAAGAAAUCUUUUGACGCAUUUCUGUAUCGAGCAGUAUAUCUUGCAUGCAGAUUACGCCCUCGAUCUGCCAUCCAUGGCUGUCCUGAAUUAAAAUCCGUUUCUAUAGCAGUAAUUAAACGCGUGGGACGGGCGCGAGCGGAAUUAAUCCACCCAGCCGAAAGCGUGAUCCACCCACGCUCAUCGAUCCAAACCCAACCAUCCCGCCGCAGCCCGGCCGAGGAGGGACAAAUCAGAACGGCGCCGUCGCGGUCCGCUGCUGAUUGCCGGUGGCGUGCGCUCGUGCCGCUCGCCGCCACAUCUCGCUUUCCAGGCGUACACGCCGCUUCGCGGCUGCACGCACGCUCGCGUACGCGGCGCAGGCCUUCGUCCGGCGGCAGGCGCCGUCCCAUCCGUUACAGUGCGCAGGCAGCUAAAUGGCGAGUUCAUUGUCCUUCUCGGCUUCUCCUUCCGGCCGGCCCCUCCUCCCGUGUCCGUUCCUGCGCUCUCGGUUCCUCUCGCGCCGCGCAAUGGCGCCUCGGCGGCGCCGGGCGUGGCCCGCGGCUGCCGUCUUCGUUGCGGCCGUGGUCGCCGUCGGCUUCGCGGCCGAGGCGGCGGACAUGGUCCAGGAGAGGCUGACGGUGGGCAUGACGAUCGUCGCCGACGCCGCGUCCACGGGGGCAGUGUGCCUCGACGGGAGCCCGCCGGCGUACCACCUGCACCGCGGCUCCGGCGCCGGCGCGCGCAGCUGGCUGCUCCAGUUCGAGGGCGGCGGCUGGUGCAACGACGUGCGGUCGUGCGCCGACAGGGCCGGGACGCGCCGGGGGUCCACCCGCCUCAUGACCAAGGUCGAGGUUUUCUCCGGCAUCCUCAGCAACCUCCCGUCCAGGAAUCCAGAUUUUUACAACUGGAAUCGUGUGAAGCUACGUUAUUGCGAUGGUGGAUCCUUCUCGGGUGAUUCAGAAUAUAGAAAUGGGUCCUCAGUCCUCUACUUUAGAGGUCAGAGGAUAUGGGAUGCUAUUAUCACUGAUCUACUUCAAAAGGGACUAGCGAAAGCCAAAAAUGUACUGCUCUCAGGCUGUUCAGCAGGAGGCCUAGCGACAUUCUUCCACUGCGACAGCCUCAAGGAGCGUCUAGGAGGAGCUACCACGGUGAAAUGCCUGAGUGAUGCAGGAUUUUUCCUUGAUCUGACUGACAUUUCUGGCAACAACAAUAUGAGGAAGUUCUUUAGCAGCUUAGUUUCGUUGCAGGGAGUUCAGAAGAAUUUGAACAAAGACUGCCAGAAUUCAACAGACUGUCCAUACCUGUGUUUUUUUCCACAAUAUGCACUUCCAGACAUCAGAACCCCAUAUUUCAUCUUGAAUUCAGCUUAUGACGUGUAUCAGUUCCAUCACAUUUUCGUGCCCCCUUCAUCUGAUCCUGGGGGGCAAUGGAGCCGCUGUAAGAUGGAUCCUGGUGCAUGCAGCACAUCCCAAAUUGCAACCAUCCAAGGCCUGAGAAGUGCAAUGUUGACAUCUCUGAAACAGAUUGAAGGCAAACCAGAGGCAGGGAUGUUCAUAAACUCUUGUUUUGCACAUUGCCAGAGUGAGCUGCAAGACACAUGGUUUGCACCAGAUUCCCCGAUGAUACACGAUAAGAAAAUCGCAGAGGUGAUAGGUGAUUGGUACUUUGAAAGAGGAGCUGCCAAGGAGAUUGACUGCGCCUAUCCUUGUGAUUCAACUUGUCACAACCUUAUACCAUCUGAUCAGGAUGGAAUCUCAGGUGCUCAAAGUGGAAACGAAUUCUUCAGCAUUAGUUGUCGAAAAAUGGUUAUUUACAUGUAUAUAUUGCUCAUUGCAUUACAAAUCAUUUGACACAGGAUGAAAUUUGCCAUAUCAGUUUACCAGUCAUUGAUACACGGGCUCUGAUUUCUCCACCAGAUACAAUUUUGGGAUUUAAGAUAGGAGUCCGAGUUGAUAAAUUAAUCCAUUUGCCUGGCAAUGACAUCUUGUGUUCGCAAAAGAUGGCCCAUGCCACAGGUGAACUAGAGAGUUUUUCACCAUAUAAACAGCAGCGCGAGAAGGUGUUGCUGUAAAUUGAUGACUUGUUAAAUACAGAGUACUUGGUAGUA
Molecule: messenger RNA, 2092 nt
Organism: Panicum virgatum (switchgrass)
Lineage: Eukaryota; Viridiplantae; Streptophyta; Magnoliopsida; Poales; Poaceae
Product: pectin acetylesterase 9-like
Exons: 12
Coding region: 420-1835 (471 amino acids)
Molecular function (GO): hydrolase activity
Source: RefSeq, a predicted model, not a curated record